This is a messenger RNA of Pseudonaja textilis, 2582 nucleotides long. Lineage: Eukaryota; Metazoa; Chordata; Lepidosauria; Squamata; Elapidae. The record is from RefSeq and is a predicted model, not a curated record.
UUUUGUCCAGUGGGGGAGAAGUAAAGGACCGCAGAAUCGAGUCUUGGCGGGAAAGCCAGCGACUCCAACCGCGCUUACGGGGCUGCAGGACGAAGUAGAGGAGGCAAAGAGGAAAAAGACUGGCAGCCGCUCGCGGGAGUCUUUUGGCCAGGAAACCGAGAUGCAUCGUGAUUCGUGCCCACUGGAUUGCAAGGUUUAUGUAGGAAACCUUGGGAAUAAUGGCAACAAAACCGAAUUGGAACGAGCUUUUGGCUACUACGGACCGCUGCGGAGCGUCUGGGUCGCUAGAAAUCCCCCCGGUUUUGCUUUUGUUGAAUUUGAAGAUCCGCGGGAUGCUGCCGAUGCAGUGAGAGAACUAGAUGGGAGAACAUUGUGUGGAUGUCGGGUUAGGGUGGAACUGUCCAAUGGUGAAAAACGCAGUCGGAACCGUGGCCCACCUCCUUCAUGGGGAAGACGACCUCGAGAUGACUAUCGCAGGAGAAGUCCUCCACCUCGCCGCAGAUCUCCACGGAGGAGGAGUUUUUCCCGUAGUCGUAGCAGAUCCCUUUCUAGAGAUAGAAGGAGAGAGAGGUCACUCUCAAGGGAGAGAAAUCAUAAGCCUUCCCGUUCAUUUUCCAGAUCUCGUAGCCGUUCCAGGUCAAAUGACAGGAAAUAGAACUUCAGGAAGAAUGGUAUACAGGAAGUCACAUUUUGGUCUGAAGACAGUAUGUACAGAACAUUGUUUUGUUUAAGACCUCAUAAAGCUUGGUGCAUUUUAAAAAUGUUUUAGCUGUCAAAUUUUGUUUCUUUUGUAACAGGUGACAUGUAACAGUUGUGAAAAUGUAUAUGGUUUUGAGGAGGACAUUCAAAGUGUAAUAAACCUGUUCUACAUUGUACCCUUCAGCAUAAACUAUGUUAAUGUUAGCCAGUUACCUUGCAGAGGUAAAUAAAUCCUCAUGAAACCUAUAGCAGCAAAUGUUCAUAGUCUGCUGGGUCAUAUUCUAGAAUCUUCAAAAGCUAAACUCAAAUUAACACAUGAAUUUGUAAAUCAUGAAUAUUUGCUAUAAUUGUGAAUGGACAAUCUCUGCAGUAUGAAAUGUGGAAGCUUAAUUGGCCAGAAUAAACCAGUGGCAAACAAGAAGACUGAAAACUUGUAGUUAGCCUUUUUUCUAAAUCUGAGUUCUGAUUUAUACCAGAAUUACCAUUGUGCAAAAUGUAAAUUAAAUAUGAACACCUUUUUCUGUAGAGCACUACUGCUAAAACAGAUUUGUAAUGCAAAUUAACUGUUGAUUUGGAUAAGUACAUAUAUAUAAGGGUACAUUGUAGAUAGAAAUUUUCCUCAUUGUGCAUAAGUUGUCUUGUCACUGUAAACUCUUGAAGAUUAAAGUUUUUGUUACAAAUCGUUCUUUAACUCGUAUCUUGACAACCAUUCGUGCAAAAUAAAAUAUGUAAGUUGACUUAGAUAUAGCUUAAUUAAAAUCUGUUAAUAGUUUGAAGGCACAUUCAAACUUAACUUCCAAGCAAACUCUAGUACUGUUUGGCUUAGCAUGCUGUCUUCCAUUCUUGUAUUUGAAUAAUAAAGAAUUCCAAGUUUUUAACGUGAAAAGUUAGCUUGCAGCCCUGCAAGUAAAAAUUAAACACAAAAAUUAUUUUUCUUUUACAGAGCUUUAAAAUUCCCCCCAAAUAUUGCAUGCAAUAUUUAUCCACAUAAGCCUUUGAUGGUUUGUGAUUUGAAUGCCAAAAUAUACAUUGAUUUUGUACCAAGAUAGUUAUUGAUCUCAUUCAUUUAAAUCCAUGCCAGUGGAAAUAAACCUGUUUUAAUUUCCUCAUAUGUUUUUAAAAAAUAAUUUAAAGAUCAUAAAUGUUUAAUAUUUUUUAAACAAUGUCUUCAAAGGGGGUAUCAAAUAGGAACUUCAUAAAAUUUAAUAUACUCUGUCAAGUUAUAUCAGACAUAAAGCAUUCCAUGCACAGCUCAUCUUUUAGUAGCCUAUUGUGGAAAUAGCUGUUUUAAACUAUUAGUUCAGAACUAAUAAACUCAAAAUCAUGUCAUUUAAGAACAUCUGAUAAGAAUAAAUGUGAUCUUGAUUAUUUUGCAUGUAGUUUACUUUAAGCUUCUACAAUAGAAUGUCUAGUAAAAGUAGGUAAUGAGGUUAUUGUUCGUUUAAGAGUAACUGGCUGCUACCUAGCUGAUGUUGGCUGAUUUUGGGGGGCGGACAAAUACUUGGAGGCAAGCUAGAAAUUCUAGGGUUUCAGGUUAGAUACUGGCAGAUACUGGUUAGAUACUUUUGUGGUUACCAAGAACAAUAUGGUUGGUCCUUAUAGUUAUGUGAAAAAGAAGCUACACCCUGGGCUUUCUUUUUGUAAAAUAAAUGAUGACAUGGGGUAAUAUGUCAGGUUGUUCAUCUGAGAUAGUAUUUACCUGCUUUUAAAAACUAAGGACCAGAUGAUUUUUACUAUGUCCUGAUACGUAAAACUAUAGAAUUCAAAGGAGGGCAUACUUUCUUUUUCACAGGACUGCAUAAGUCAAUAGGAGUUGGAAGUCAACUCACCGAACAUGUAGAGUCAUGUGAUGAAGUAGCUGAAACUCAAUGCUGUAAUUUUUU